UUAAUAAAACUUCAUGAACAAAUACUAGUCAAUUUCCUCCGCGAACGCAUCGCAUCCUAAGCGACCAAACACACACCCGACCACGUGACGGAGAAGUUGAGGAUAAUGACGUCCUCGUCGGCGGCGAGGAACCAGCACCUGGAUGAGCUCCGCGCGCUCAUGGCGUCGCACUCGCCGCCGAUCCACGCGCUCCUCAUCCCCUCCGAGGAUGCCCACCAGAGCGAGUACGUGUCGGAGCGGGACAAGCGGCGGCAAUUCAUCUCCGGGUUCACUGGGAGCGCUGGGUUGGCCCUUAUCACUACAAAGGAGGCAUUAUUAUGGACGGAUGGACGAUACUUCUUGCAGGCCACAAAUCAACUUAGCGAUCGGUGGAGACUCAUGCGCAUGGGAGAAGACCCACCAGUCGAAGUCUGGAUAGCUGAUAAUCUCUCGGAUGAAGCGGUUAUUGGAAUUGAUUCAUGGUGCAUCUCUGUGGAUUCUGCUCAGAGAUAUGAGCAAGCAUUUUUAAAGAAGAAUCAGAUGUUGUUUCAGCUUUCCUCUGACCUCGUUGAUGAAGUUUGGAAAGAUCGUCCUCCGAAUGAUGCUACACCUGUAAUUGUGCACCCUGUAGAAUUUGCUGGGUGUAGUGUAGCACAAAAGAUGAAGCAGUUAAGAGAAAAGUUACAACAUGAAAAGGCUAGUGGCAUUAUAAUUACUGCCCUUGAUGAGGUUGCUUGGUUGUACAAUGUUCGGGGAAAUGAUGUGCAUUACAGCCCAGUGGUUCAUUCUUAUGCUAUUGUAACCCUGCAUGGUGCCUUCUUUUAUGUGGAUAAGAGAAAAGUAACAACUGAGGUUAAGAAUUACAUGUCUGAAAGUGGUAUUGAUAUCAGAGAGUAUGAUAUGGUUCAGCUGGAUGUGAGCUUGCUUGCAUCUGGACAGCUAAAAGGUUCUGCAGUUAAUGGUAGCUUGCACAUGGAAAAGGAUAUCAACGUGGCGGAACAUUCCAAAAUCUGGAUUGAUUCAAAUUCGUGUUGCCUUGCACUCUACUCAAAGCUUAGACCAGAUCAAGCUUUGAUGCUGCAAUCACCCAUUGCUCUACCAAAGGCUGUCAAGAAUCCCAUGGAGCUGACUGGUUUGAGGAAGGCACACAUUCGAGAUGGCGCAGCUGUUGUGCAAUACCUGGCCUGGCUGGAUAAUCAGAUGCAAGAGAACUAUGGGGCCUCUGGUUACUUCAGUGAGGCCAAUGGAUCACAGAAAAAAGAGCAUUUGGAAAUAAAACUUACUGAGGUUUCUGUCAGUGAUAAGCUCGAAGCCUUCCGUGCGGAGAAAGAGCAUUUUAAAGGUUUAAGUUUUCCUACGAUAUCAUCUGUGGGGCCAAAUGCAGCAAUAAUUCACUAUUCUCCUGAGGCAAAUACAUGUGCAGAACUUGAUGCUGAUAAAAUAUAUCUCUGUGACUCUGGGGCACAGUAUCUGGAUGGCACUACAGACAUUACAAGAACUGUACAUUUUGGUAAACCCUCAGAGCAUCAGAAAUCAUGCUACACAGCUGUCUUGAAAGGCCACAUUGCCCUAGAUGCUGCUGUGUUUCCUAAUGGGACCACAGGUGAGUCGUUUUUUCACUGUUCUUAUGACGUGAACUCUUGUGCCUUCUCAAGAAAUCUAUGCAUAUGCAUAGCACUGUGCAGGCAAAGCUUUUGUAGAGAAAAUUAUCUAAAUAUUGUAAAAGUUUGACAUGUGAUCAGCCAU
Triticum urartu is the source of this 1725-nucleotide messenger RNA. Lineage: Eukaryota; Viridiplantae; Streptophyta; Magnoliopsida; Poales; Poaceae. The record is from RefSeq and is a predicted model, not a curated record.